AUGCGGAUGGGGUUGACCAUCGGCUUGAACCACAAUAUCCUAGAAUCACAGGUCAUCGACCCAGUAGAACGCCAACACCGCAUCCAAAUAUGGUGGACAAUCUACAUCUUUGACCGGAUGUGGGGUUCUAAAAUGGGUCUCCCAAUGCAAAUCCUCGAUGAAGAUAUCCACGUCGACAUGCCGUCAACCAUCUCCCCCCGCUGGCGUCAUGAAGAAGAACUCUCCGACUCAGAAUAUAUGACCGCCAACAUCAAGCUGGCACGCAUAGUCGGCGAGACAAUCACCAAACUGUACAGCCGUCGAAAGUACCAGGAGACCUUCCUCCAACGCGUCCAAAAACUCCUCAAGGCUUUGAAACACUGGGUAGAAACUCUCCCCGAAUCCCUCAAACUGAACAUGGAAGACCUGGAAUCGAGCAAGAAACCCGUUGUCUCCCUCCACUUGGCUUUCAAUCAAUGUGUGAUCCUAACCACGCGCCCAACGCUACUGCAUCUCCUUAUGACACUAAGCAAAAAAACAACAUCCCGCCCCAAUACCGCCAAUAAUACCAGUGGGACCGGGACUGAAAGCGAGAGCCAAGAGGUAUCCGUUUCCCAGCCCGUCCUUACCCUAAGCGAAGCAUGCAUCCACGCAGCGCGGCACUCCCAUUCCAUGAUCUUGACACGGUGGAUCAACGGGUCCAUGCCGACGUUCGGCUAUUUCCACGCUCACUACCUCUUUUCCUCGGCGUUGAUCUUGGCAAUGUCCAGCUUUGUUCCGAUCGGUAAUCCAACUGACAUGACAGGAUUCGACUCCGCGCUGGAUCUGCUGCGCUCCAUGACCGAGAAUGGGAAUUUGGCGGCAGCGGAAUUCUAUCACAACCUCGAGCAGGUGAAGGUUUGUUUAGUUGCGCACCGGGGAGUGAGGCGGGGCGAGGGGAGUGCUGGUAUGGCCGAUGGUGGACGAGUGACUCCUAACAACAACGCUCAUGCUAGUGGCAAUAUCCUUUCUGGCGCUGGUGCGCUCGCUUUAUCCGGGCCAUCGCCGGGCUUAGUAGCAGCUACUACUCCUUUUUUGAACACCUUGCCCCUGAACCCACCCACAUCGGUAUCAGCAUCUAUGCCCCUAGCGCCUUUGAUACCCACCACACAUGAUAUCCUUGCUUCUGCCACCACCCGGCCUGUUCACAGCCAUGGUAUCGAUGCAUACACUUAUCCUUUGAGGGAGACCGUCGGCGGGUACACGACCGAAAUGACGUUUCUAGAGCCGACCAUGCAAGAUUUCCUGGCGCAGUCAGAUAUGGACCUUGGGCUGCUGCAUCCUGUUGAUACGUUCUUCAACGAGGCGGAGAAUAUAUAUACGUGUCAUGAGUUUUGA
Molecule: messenger RNA, 1356 nt
Organism: Penicillium digitatum Pd1
Lineage: Eukaryota; Fungi; Ascomycota; Eurotiomycetes; Eurotiales; Aspergillaceae
Source: RefSeq, a predicted model, not a curated record